UAUAUAUAUAUAUAAGAAACGAUUCGUCAACUUCAGUUUGUUUGAUCUGCUUCUGCUGGGAAAUUUGGCAAAUGUCUGCUACUAUAAUCAGUGAUCCAAUGGUGGUAUCAACCCCAGAAACACAAGCAACCCUAAUUGCAGCAGCAAACCAAACAGAAGUUGAGUUUGCCAAAUGCGAAUGCUGUGGCCUAACAGAGGAGUGCACUCCAGCUUACAUAGGAAGAGUGAGAGAAAGAUAUCAUGGAAAAUGGAUUUGUGGGUUAUGUGCAGAAGCUGUAAAAGAUGAGAUUAUAAGAGCUACAGAAAGGCUCAUCAGCACAGAAGAAGCCAUGGCUAGACAUAUGAACUUCUGCAAGAAAUUUGUAUCCUCUGGUCCUCCUCCUGACCCAACUGUCCAUUUGAUAUCUGCAAUGAGACAGAUUCUGAGAAAAAGCUUAGAUUCGCCAAGAGCGUUAAGAUCCACUCCAACUAGUCCUACCAAUAAUGGACCAAUGCGAGCUCGUGGGCUAACUAGGUCUGAAAGUUGCUUCCCUACUCUGUCUCGUUGAUAUACAGAUAAUAAAACUGGCGAAUCUUAAUAAGAAUGGAAAGAAGGGAAUACUGGAGAAAAUUACAGCUCAUUUGGUGCAAAUUAAGGGGAAAAAAAAAUUGGAUUUAGGUGCUCAACGUAGUCUUAUUUUAGUUAUUAAUACAGAACCUUUUAUCAGAAUAUGAAGUCCAUUUUUCCUGGAACUUUUAUGUUUCAGUUGUAUUUAUAUAAUUGUGUUCUUUUAAACUCUUGUUUUUUUUUUUUCUUUUGGUUUAUUGUAAGUAAUGUUUUCUUAAGAAAAAUAUUAGAUUUCUCAAUCUUUAA
This is a messenger RNA of Jatropha curcas, 853 nucleotides long. RefSeq lists its product as uncharacterized. Lineage: Eukaryota; Viridiplantae; Streptophyta; Magnoliopsida; Malpighiales; Euphorbiaceae. The record is from RefSeq and is a predicted model, not a curated record.